Penicillium pulvis is the source of this 1293-nucleotide messenger RNA. RefSeq names its product iron-sulfur cluster assembly protein CIA1 (gene cia1). NCBI's taxonomy places the organism in Eukaryota, Fungi, Ascomycota, Eurotiomycetes, Eurotiales, Aspergillaceae. Bases 1 to 1293 code for a protein of 430 amino acids. The transcript has a single exon. Gene Ontology annotation, molecular function: protein binding. Gene Ontology annotation, biological process: iron-sulfur cluster assembly. The record is from RefSeq and is a predicted model, not a curated record. Gene Ontology annotation, cellular component: cytosolic [4Fe-4S] assembly targeting complex.
AUGACAGAAUCAAAACUCUCCCUACUGUCGGACUUGACACCCCCAUCCCUAGAGCGCACGUGGCUUACCGCACCACACCCCACCCUCCCCAUCGUCGCGACCUGCAGCUCCGACAAGACAGUGCGGGUAUACUCGCUAACGAACUUCAAACUCCUCUCAACCAUCACAGGUGGACAUAAGCGCAGUGUCCGAACAGCGGCCUGGAAGCCGCACGUGCAAGGCGAAAGCGUCCUAGCUACCGGUAGCUUUGAUGCUACGGUUGGUGUCUGGCGACGAUGGGAUAGCUACGGGCGCGCCGAAGAUGGUGCCGGGAAGGACAAUGCCAACGUGGACGGAGAAGAAGACGUUGAUGGUGCGGAUGAGGAGGAAGAGUGGCGCUUUGCUGUGCUACUGGAUGGACAUGAUAGCGAAGUGAAGUCCGUUUCGUGGUCGCCGUCCGGCAUGUUGUUAGCGACCUGUGCGCGUGAUAAGUCGAUCUGGAUCUGGGAGGAUCUGGAUGAUGGGGAUAACAACUUUGAGACUGUGGCCGUUAUGCAGGAGCAUGCUGGGGAUGUCAAGUGUGUUUCGUGGCAUCCUGUUGAAGAAUGUCUCGCGAGUGCUGGAUACGACGAUACAAUUCGACUGUGGCGCGAAGAUCUGGAUGACUGGGGUCAGGUGGCUUGUAUUAAGAAGCACGAAGGAACGGUUUGGUUCUUGGACUGGGAGGGCACCGAGACAACUCCAACUGUUGCGGACGGAGCUGAUGCCGCGGCGUUACAGAGCCAAUGGCGUGAACAGCGUGCACUCUCUGGUCCGAGACUGGUUUCUUGCUCAGAUGAUCGUACCGUCCGGGUCUGGCGCCGUCUGCCUAAGGAGAGCGCGCAGCUGGGUGCGAUGUCUUCGGCUGCUACUGGGAUCCCGAGUAUUAUCCGACCAACCGGCACAGAUGAGACAUGGGAGGAGGAUGCUUUGCUACCACAUGCACACGAAUUGGCGAUCUAUGCGGUUGCUUGGAGUCGACGGACUGGUCUUAUUGCGUCUGUCGGUGCCGAUGGACGAAUCAUCAUCUACCAAGAACGUAUUGUUUCUCCCUCCGCUGAUGUGGAUGCCAUGGAGACUGAGCCAGUGGAGAGCAAGGCGUCCCUGCAGACGGAGUGGACACAACUCGCAGUGGUGAACGGUGCCCAUGGUAUCUACGAGAUCAACCACGCUGCUUGGGCAAAACGGGCCGAUCGUGGGGCUGUGGAAGAGGAAGAAGUUCUGGUGACAACUGCAGAUGAUGGCAGCGUCAAGGUAUGGACGCUACAGCAGUAA